AUGACGCCGAGACCGAAAACAGAUACGAAGCCGGAGAAUCUAUGGGGCAAGCGGACAAGGAUCCUGGGGAAAUUAGUUGGAAUCAGCGUUAAACUGGAGAACUUUAUUCCGACGAACAUGUCCUCCAAGAGGCGUCAGGUUGAAGGUGUGAAGGAGGGCGAAGGUGAUUGGAUGACCCCGGAGCAAAUCGGCGGUGCGCUUGAAGCGUUAGGAAAUCAUUACGAGUCCAAGUCCCAACAUUACCUCUCAGCACCGCUCUUCCUGCAGGCAGUGUCACUCUCGCCCCGAAAUAGCUGCCACACUGCCGUUCUAAUGAACAACCUAGCGAUCUCUUUAGCACAGCAACCCAUUAAUACACCAACAAAUACCAACCCGACCUCUCAGGGUAGCAGAUCCAACGUGGCUGCCCGUCCCACACGGUCUACACUCUUAGCCAGUGCCCGCGCUUGGGCUCUGCAAGCUCAAGAAACAGCGCAGAAAGUACAGGGUGAAGAUAGAACUGAUGAGUGUGACGAAGCUUGUGCCGUGGCACUUUGCAACCUUGGAGAUAUCGCGGCUAUGACUGGAGAUACCGAGGAAGCCAGGCGUAAGUUUAAGGAGAGUUUAAGUUUGAGCAAGAGAAUUGCGUUUGACCCAGGUGUCGCGCAAGCCCAGGAGGGCCUUCAACGUUUAUCUACGGUAACAAAACAGAUCUACUAUAAUUUUACCUUUCAAGGGAUGUAUCCCAGUUCCGAGAAUACAGACGGGUCAGGAGAAACAACUCAGCCAGACUCACAACAACCUCCUUCUAAACCUGCAGCAAAGAGGAAGCGCGAGAACAGAUACAAAAACGCACCACCCUCUGUCCUAUCUAGUUAUCCAUUACAGCGUCGAAGAGCUCAGAAUCGUGCAUCUCAAAGAGCCUACCGAGAGAGGAAGGACCAGCGUAUCAAGGAUCUCGAAAUCUUGCUCGGCGAAGCUCAGAAGAAAAACGACGUCCUCAGCCUCGCCUACUCCAACUUACAAACAGAAUAUCUCAGGCUCAAACGCGAACGCGAACGCGAUCAAGAAGCAGCAGCAAGAUACACACAGACUGCCCUGAUAUACGAUCCAACGAUAGACGCGACUUCAACCGAUAUGGACUUAUUCCUCUACGGCGGUCCAUCAGGUUACUCCCUGUAA
This is a messenger RNA of Daldinia childiae, 1161 nucleotides long. RefSeq names its product putative tpr domain-containing protein. The transcript has 6 exons. Gene Ontology annotation, cellular component: i-AAA complex. Gene Ontology annotation, molecular function: DNA-binding transcription factor activity; misfolded protein binding. Gene Ontology annotation, biological process: regulation of DNA-templated transcription; protein quality control for misfolded or incompletely synthesized proteins. The record is from RefSeq and is a predicted model, not a curated record. NCBI's taxonomy places the organism in Eukaryota, Fungi, Ascomycota, Sordariomycetes, Xylariales, Hypoxylaceae. The coding region runs from base 1 to 1161 and encodes 386 amino acids.